This is a messenger RNA of Dufourea novaeangliae, 1727 nucleotides long. RefSeq names its product methionine aminopeptidase 1. Lineage: Eukaryota; Metazoa; Arthropoda; Insecta; Hymenoptera; Halictidae. The record is from RefSeq and is a predicted model, not a curated record. The transcript has 6 exons. Gene Ontology annotation, biological process: proteolysis. Gene Ontology annotation, molecular function: metalloaminopeptidase activity. The coding region runs from base 50 to 1195 and encodes 381 amino acids.
UCGUUUGUCGAGUCACGUCACACAAGGUUCUUAAAAGAAUUUGUUAAAAAUGGCACUCGUUUACGGCACCUGCGAAACACCCGGCUGCAAAACUAUGACCAGCCGUCAAUGCCCGACUUGUCUGAAAAUUGGUAUACAAGGAUCAUAUUUCUGUACUCAGGAUUGUUUCAAACGUAGCUGGGAAACACACAAAGUUAUCCACCAAAUAGCGAAUAUUUACUUAGAAGGAACAGGUAGAGAUGAAUCUUCUAGUGAAUACAACCCAUGGCCAUCGUAUGAUUAUACUGGUAAAUUACGACCAUACAAAAAAGAAGCUCGUCGAGAAGUACCCAAGCAUAUUGAACGUCCAGAUUAUGCCACCCACCCCACAGGUGUUUCUAUAAGUGAGCAAGCAGUUCGAGGUUCUGCCCAGAUAAAAAUCCUUGAUGAUGAUGAAAUAGAGUGUAUGCGUGUAGCUUGCAAGCUUGGACGCGAAGUAUUAGAUGAAGCAGCACGAACGUGUGAUGUGGGUGUGACAACUGCUGAGAUCGAUAAAGUUGUUCACGAAGCUUGUAUUGAAAGAGACUGCUAUCCAUCUCCUCUGAAUUAUUAUCAGUUUCCAGCUAGUUGUUGCACUUCUGUGAAUGAAGUGAUUUGCCAUGGAAUUCCUGAUACUAGACCGCUCCAAGAUGGAGAUAUUUGCAAUGUUGAUGUAACUGUGUUUCAUCAUGGUUUUCACGGUGACUUAAACGAAACGUUUCUAGUCGGUAAUGUGAAACCCGAAGUAAAGAAAUUAGUGGAAGUUACUCAUGAAUGUUUAUCAAAAGCUAUUGACAUUGUACGACCUGGUGAAAAGUAUAGAGAAAUUGGGAAAGUAAUUCAAAAACAUGCUCAGGCCUAUGGAUUUAGUGUAGUACGUAGUUAUUGCGGUCACGGAAUACAUCGUUUAUUCCACACUGCCCCAAGCGUCCCCCACUGUGCCAAAAAUAAAGCUGUAGGCGUUAUGAAACCAGGACAUUCCUUCACUAUAGAACCAAUGAUAUCUCAAGGCACAUGGAAGGACAAAAUGUGGCCAGAUAAUUGGACAGCUGUCACUGCGGAUGGUCUGUGGUCAGCGCAGUUUGAGCACACGCUAUUAGUUACAGAAACUGGUUGCGAUAUUCUCACGAAACGACUCACUAAUGAUGGCAAACCAUGGUUCAUGGACCGAUCAUAGUAGUAUUUUCUCAUGAAUUAUCGUCAUGUUACAUUAUUUCAAAUUUUGUGGACAUAUAAGCGUUGUACUGCUUAAGCACCCUUGUUUGGUUAAGUACCCUUAGAGCGAGAUUUAGUUUUUCAAGUUUCACCUUCUCUUACGGGUUAAACAUCGAUAGUGAUAUAUUAAUGGAUUAAAAAAUCAUUUCCUGUAAAAUAUUUUUUAUUAUACGGUUGUUUUAUUGGCUAGUUUUGUAAAGUAGAAAGAAAAGAACGAGAGGUAAGUAAUGAUCUUUGAAAAAUAGAAUCUCGUUGUAUGUUUUGCAUUUGUAUUCGGAAUGGCUCCUGUACCAUAUAGAAUUACCUCAUUGAUACAUAUGUACAUACAUAAGUGUAACUCAAAUUGGUGAUGCGCAAUGAUUGAAAUAAAAAAUCAAUUCUGUAAAUCAAUGGCCAGCGUCUGUCCAUCUUCUUUACAGCCAAGUGCAAGUACAAUUAACAAAUUAACCUAACAAUAAACAAUUUCAAAUAAAUUACUAUGUCCUCUAAGAAAG